GCAGAUUUUUUGAAAGGAUUACCGGUCUACAACAAAAGCAACUUCAGCAGAUUCCAUGCGGAUUCUGUAUGUAAAGCAUCAAAUAGAAGACCAUCAGUGUAUCUUCCCACGAGAGAAUAUCCAUCUGAACAAAUCAUAGUAACAGAAAAGACAAAUAUACUUUUGCGUUAUUUACAUCAGCAGUGGGACAAAAAGAAUGCAGCAAAGAAGAGAGAUCAAGAGCAAGUGGAAAUAGAAGGUGAGAAUUCGGCACCACCACGGAAAAUCGCUCGGACAGACAGCCAGGAUAUGAACGAGGACACUUAAACUCUUGGCUUUCUCCUCUACUACUUUGCAGGCGCUUCCUGUUUUGUCUCAAAGUGUGUAAAUUUUGCCCCUUGCCCCCAUCUCUCACCCCUCCACUAUGCAGCCCAAACCACUUCUGACUUCAUAGGAGCCAAUGUAUUUAUUUUUUUUUCCUCUCAAUUUUUUAUUUAUGCCGUAAAACUUACGGAGCAGUGGUGGAACAAUUCAGUAAAUGAUGUAGUAUAACCUUAGUUCCUCCUUUCUAAAAAUAUACACUGUCACUUUCACAGGUUUUGUUGAAUCUGUUACCUAAUCAACCAGGUCUAGCUAUGGGAGCCUGGUAGGAGACGUGGGUUAUUACGACCCCUUCAGUGGUAUAGGCUUUCCGAUUCAUGUACCCGUUGACAUAUUACAAGUGGUUAACUCUUCUUUGGAUGUGCCCAGUCCAGCCAUAAGUGUGGGGCCUCACUAUUUUUCACGAAUAUUCUGAAACUGGCACUGCACUAAAAAAAUCAUGGGUGUCAUUUAGGGUUAUGUUGCUCUUAGCAAACGUGUCGUCAACUUGAUAUAUCAGUUGUAUUCUUUUGGUCUGUUCUGUAAGGGCCACGGCCAUUUGGCAGCGUACAUUAUCUCAUGCAUCAGUGGUCAUGGAGAAUUCAAGUGAAAGGUGUGUUGCUUUUGUUGCUCUUAAAUUCUAACCGCCUCUUGGUCUUGAACGGACUGAUAUGUGCAACUUCUCCGCUGGAAUAAAAGGAUACUU
Molecule: messenger RNA, 1045 nt
Organism: Fulmarus glacialis (Northern fulmar)
Lineage: Eukaryota; Metazoa; Chordata; Aves; Procellariiformes; Procellariidae
Gene: DDA1
Product: DET1 and DDB1 associated 1
Exons: 4
Biological process (GO): positive regulation of proteasomal ubiquitin-dependent protein catabolic process
Cellular component (GO): Cul4-RING E3 ubiquitin ligase complex
Source: RefSeq, a predicted model, not a curated record